Messenger RNA from Gossypium arboreum, 1497 nucleotides. RefSeq lists its product as uncharacterized. The transcript is spliced from 4 exons. The record is from RefSeq and is a predicted model, not a curated record. Bases 1 to 1497 code for a protein of 498 amino acids. NCBI's taxonomy places the organism in Eukaryota, Viridiplantae, Streptophyta, Magnoliopsida, Malvales, Malvaceae.
AUGGAGAAAUAUUUGUUAGUUUUGUUUUUGUGUGUGAAUUUGUGUUUUAUUGGAGUUAAUGCUAGAUUUUUUAAGGUCCCAUGGAGUAGACGACAUAAAGGAAUAUCGGCCCUGGGUGAUCCAGGGAUGAAAAGAGAUGGAUUGAGAAUAGCUUUUGAAGCUUGGAAUAAUUGUAAUGGAGUUGCUCAUGAAGCUCCUGACACGGGAAGUCCCAGAGCUGCUGACUGUUUUGACGUUUCAAGAAAUUUAACUUUGUUACACAAAGUAUCUGAGUCAGAUAACAAGCUUGGCAUAGGUAAAAAAUUCAACGGAUUGUCUGCAGAAGCAUUGUAUGACCCAAAUCUUUAUGCAAUUGAGAAAGAACUAUAUUUAGGUUCUUUAUGUGAGGUUUCAAAGAGUUCAAAACCAUGGCAAUUUUUGAAGACUUCAAAGCCAUGGCAAUUUUGGAUGGUUAUGUUGAAAAGUGGCAACUUUGACACAAAAGCUGGUUUGUGCCCUGAAAAUGGGAAACCUAAACCAGCUCCAAUUAAUACUACAAUGAACUUCCCUUGUUUUGGAGAAGGAUGCAUGAAUCAGCCUACUUUGAACCAUCAACCUACACAACUUUUGGCUGAUGGUACAAUGAAGGGAUGGUUCAAUGGAACUUAUGAUUUGGAUGCUGAUAUUGGGAAUGGACUUGCAAACAUAUCCUUUUAUGAAGUGGCUUGGGAGAAAAAGCUUGGUUUUGGACGUUGGGUGUUUAAGCAUAAGCUCAAGACUUCAAUUAAAUAUCCAUGGUUGAUGCUUUACCUUAGAGCUGAUGCAACCAAAGGAUUCUCUGGUGGGUACCCUUAUGAAACAAGAGGAAUGCUCCACACUCUUCCAAGGACUAAUUUUAAAGUCAAGUUCUCAUUGGAAAUCAAAAAAGGAGGAGGACCCCAGAGCCAAUUUUACCUGCUUGACAUAGGCAGUUGUUGGAAGAACAAUGGUAAGCCUUGUGAUGGAGAUGUGUUGACAGAUGUUACAAGAUACAGUGAGAUGAUCAUCAACCCUGAUGUACCAGCUUGGUGUAGCCCCACACAAUUGGUGAACUGCCCACCAUACCAUAUUACUCCUAACAACACAAAGAUUUUAAGGAAUGACACGGCCAAGUUCCCAUAUGGAGCUUACCACUACUAUUGUGCUCCUGGCAAUGCUAAAUACUUGGAGGAACCUGUUAGUCUCUGUGAUCCAUACAGCAACCCUCAACCUCAAGAAUUAGUACAAUUGUUGCCUCACCCUGCAUGGGGUGAAUAUGGCUACCCAACUGAAAAGGGUGAAGGUUGGAUUGGGGAUCCAAGAACAUGGGUGCUUGACAGUGGCAGCCUAGCUAGUAGACUUUACUUCUAUCAGGAUCCAGAUACCCUUCCCGCCAAAAGAAAAUGGACGUCUAUCGAUGUUGGAACCGAAAUUUUUGUUAGUGAUAAAGAGGAAGAAGCAGAAUGGUCCCUUAGCGAUUUUGAUGUUAUCCUCCUAUAA